AUGUCGUCUGUUUCACGCCUUCUCCGCGGCAUAUUUUCCUCCGCCGCCGCCGCCACCACAACAUCCGCCACCUCCGCCGCAGCAACUGACGCCUCCAAAGUUAAAUCACUCUCUCAAAUACUCUACAAAGAACGUAACCUCGAGGAACUCGUCGAAAAAUUCAAAAAUGCAUCCUUAGAUGAUCACUUUCGCACCAGAAAGGAUAUUUACAAAGUAACCAUCCGUCGUCUUGCAGCUGCUAAGAAAUUUCAUUACGUAGAAGAAAUUCUAGAGGACCAGAAGCAAUAUAAGGAUAUGUCAAUAGAGGGUUUUAAUGCUCGUUUGAUUACCCUUUAUGGUAUAGCGGGUAUGUUCGAUAAUGCACGCAGGGUGUUUGAUGAAAUGCUUGAGAGAAAAUGCGCUCGGACGGUCAUGUCUCUUAAUGCGCUGUUGGGGGCAUGUGUUAAUUCGAAAAAGUUUGAUGAAGUAGAAGGGCUGCUUAAAGGGUUAUCAAAGGAGUUAGAGAUUGAACCAGAUUUGAUUUCGUAUAAUACAGUCGUUAAAGCUUUUUGCGAGAUGGGGUCAUUGGAUUCGGCAGUUUCUUUGCUAGAUGAGAUGGAAAAGAAGGGUCUUGAGCCUGAUUUGAUUUCUUUUAAUACGCUUUUACAUGGGUUUUAUGCGAAUGGAAGGUUUGUUGACGGGGAGCAGAUUUGGGAUCGAAUGAAGGAGAAGAAUGUUGAACCUUGUACUAGGAGUUAUAGUGCCAGGGUGCUUGGAAUGGUAUUGGAGAAGAGAAUGAAAGAUGCUGUUAAGGUUGUUGAAGAAAUGAAGAGCCGGGGCCUUAAACUUGAUCCCUUUAUUUACUAUGAUUUGAUUAGAGGGUUUGUUAAUGUGGAUGAUUUAGAGGAAGCCAAGCAUUGGUAUGGUGAUAUAGGGAAAAAUGGGUGUAAACCAGAUAAAUCUACUUUUGAGACAUUGAUUCCUUUUGCCAUUGAGAAGGGUGAUUUAGCUUUUGCUUCUGAGCUUUGCAAUCAUGUUAUCCUUAGCAAGUUGCAUGUUAAGGAGGAAUUGAUACAAUCUGUGGUGGAUGCUUUGGCCAAGGAGUCAAAGAUUGAAGCAGCAAUGGAGCUUGUUCAUCUCGGGAAAUCACGUCGCCUCCAUUCUUUUGAGUUGAAAUUGCCGCGUAGCGAUGCGAAGCCCUCUCUGGUUUCGUUGUUUCAUCAGGUAUAA
Dovyalis caffra is the source of this 1209-nucleotide messenger RNA. The record is from the annotation of a GenBank genome assembly. NCBI's taxonomy places the organism in Eukaryota, Viridiplantae, Streptophyta, Magnoliopsida, Malpighiales, Salicaceae.